CCACCGGAAUUCAUCUCCUCUGCCGUCUCUGUCUCUGUCUCUCUCUCUUUCUAGUGAGAUCUCUGUUUUUUGAUGGUGGAGCUGUGAGAUUCUGUGUUUUGAGGAGUUUCCGGUGAGAGAAAUGGCGGCAGAGGGAGCGUUGUCGUUUUCAGUGGCGUCGCUGGUGGAGGAUGUACUGCAACAGCACGGCAAUCGGUUGAGAGAUCUUGACUUGGAGUCUAGGAAAGCUGAGGAAGCUGCAUCGCGGCGGUAUGAAGCUGCUGGGUGGCUGAGAAAGACGGUUGGGGUUGUAGCAGCUAAAGAUUUGCCGGCAGAACCAUCGGAAGAAGAAUUCAGGCUUGGACUGAGAAGUGGAAUUAUUCUUUGCAAUGUUCUCAAUAAGAUUCAACCUGGAGCUGUGCCCAAGGUGGUGGAGAGUCCAUGUGAUGCUACUCUUAUCCCAGAUGGAGCUGCAUUGUCUGCAUUUCAGUACUUUGAAAAUGUGAGGAAUUUCCUUGUUGCUAUACAAGAGAUGGGGCUUCCUACUUUUGAGGCAUCAGAUCUUGAACAAGGAGGGAAAUCUGCAAGGAUUGUGAAUUGUGUUCUUGCAAUGAAGUCAUAUAAUGAAUGGAAGAAGACGGGCGGAAAUGGGGUAUGGAAGUUUGGUGGAAAUGUAAAACCUUCUACUACUACUUUGGGAAAGUCCUUUGUAAGAAAAAAUUCAGAGCCAUUCACAAACUCUUUGUCAAGGACCUCAUCAAUGAAUGAGAAAUUGCUGAAUGGCCAGUCCUUUGAACUUGAUUCUAAUAAAAUGUCUGGUUCCGGUUCAUUGAGUAUGCUGGUUCGUGCUGUUCUUUUGGAUAAAAAACCUGAAGAAGUUCCUAUGUUGGUGGAGUCUGUGCUAAGUCGAGUGGUGGAGGAAUUUGAGCAUCGCAUUGCAAGCCAAUGUGAAAUGAUGAAAACAAUGUCAAAGGACACUGUUACUUCUAAUGGCAACAAAUCCUUUUUGAGAUCUUCAUCUGGAGAUAGUAAGACUGAAGAAAAGAACUCCAAAGUGGCCAAGAAAGAGGAUUGCUUCCCACACUACAUUUCAGAAGAGGAAUUAAGAAGUCAGACUCUGAAGCAACAAAUGAUUUUUGAUCAACAACAGAGACAUAUUGAGGAACUAAAGCAUGACAUGAACACCACAAAAGCUGGCAUGCAAUUCAUACAAAUGAAAUUUCAUGAAGAUUUCAACAAUCUUGGUAUGCACAUUCAUGGUCUAGCACAUGCUGCUUCUGGUUAUCACAAAGUCCUAGAAGAGAAUCGCAAAUUGUACAAUCAGGUGCAGGACCUUAAAGGAAGCAUCCGGGUCUACUGUCGAGUGAGGCCAUUCCUGUCUGGACAAUCAAACUGUCUGAGCACAGUUGACCAUAUAGAAGAAGGGAACAUCGCUAUUAACACCCCAUCAAAGUAUGGAAAAGGGCAGAGGUCCUUCACCUUCAAUAAAGUCUUUGGUCCAUCAGCAACUCAAGCGGAGGUCUUUUCUGAUAUGCAGCCAUUGAUUCGAUCAGUUCUUGAUGGGUACAAUGUUUGCAUAUUUGCUUAUGGUCAGACUGGAUCAGGGAAAACUUUCACUAUGAGUGGACCAAAAGACCUGACUGAGAAAAAUCAAGGUGUUAAUUACAGAGCAUUAGGUGAUUUAUUUCUUCUAGCAGAACAAAGGAGGGAUAUUUUUCACUAUGAUGUCACUGUUCAAAUGAUCGAGAUUUAUAAUGAGCAAGUCAGAGACCUCCUUGUUGCAGAUGGAAGUAACAAAAGAUAUCCUUUACUUACACUUUUGGAAAUUCGAAAUAGUUCUCAGACAGGUCUUAAUGUCCCUGAUGCUAACAUUGUCCCUGUUUCAUCAACAUAUGAUGUUAUUGAUCUGAUGAACCUUGGGCAAAGGAAUCGUGCUGUUGGUGCAACUGCUCUCAAUGACCGCAGUAGCCGCUCUCAUAGUUGCUUGACUGUUCAUGUUCAAGGAAGAGAUUUGACAUCAGGAACUAUUCUUCGUGGCUGUAUGCAUCUUGUUGAUCUGGCAGGAAGUGAAAGAGUUGACAAGUCUGAGGUGACAGGAGAUCGACUAAAAGAGGCACAGCACAUAAACAAAUCGCUCUCAGCUUUAGGAGAUGUGAUUGCUUCCCUCGCUCAAAAGAAUCCACAUGUACCUUAUAGAAACAGCAAGCUCACACAACUGCUUCAAGACUCACUUGGAGGGCAAGCCAAAACACUAAUGUUUGUUCACAUUAGCCCUGAGCUCAAUGCCGUAGGUGAAACAAUAAGCACUCUGAAAUUUGCAGAGCGGGUGGCCACUGUUGAACUUGGUGCUGCCAAAGUGAACAAAGAUAGUGCAGAUGUUAAAGAGCUUAAAGAACAAGUUGCUAGCCUCAAGGCUGCCCUGGCAAGGAAAGAGGGAGAGACCGAGCAAAGUCAACAAUCUGUAUCUGGCAGUGCAGAAAGAUAUAGAACCAAAACUAGUGACUUGUCACCUUUUAAUUCUAUUCAGCGAGUUGGAAAUAUGGUAGGUGGAAGGCAACCCAUGGGUGAUGUAGCCAACAUAGAGGUCUGCACCAACUCUGCGUUGAGGCAAAAGAGGCAAAGCUUUGAUCUUGAUGAGCUGUUAGUGAAUUCGCCUCCCUGGCCUCCUGUUAUCAGCCCUGACCAGAAGUACCGGGAUGACGAGAAGGAAAUGGGCUCUGGUGAGUGGGUGGAUAAGGUCAUGGUGAACAAGCAGGAUGUUGUAAACAGGGUUGAAAAUCCUAUGGCAUGUUGGGAAGCAGAAAAUGGAAAUCUGCAAGAUGUUGUCUACCAGAGAUAUCUCCAGGAUUCUUCCAAAACCUACCAAGACCAAUCAUACAAUAUGUUCAUGGGUGGAAACCGGUUCAACAUGGCUAGUGCUGAUGAUAUGGAUGACCUUGAUGCAGCUACCAGUGACUCAUCUGAGCCUGAUUUGCUUUGGCAAUUCAAUCAGUCCAAACUUAGCAGCUUAGCCAAUGUGAUGGAGACAAAGGCCAAGAAACCUAAUUCAAGACCAGAAAGGACACCAGAAUUAAGCAAAAAUUUAACUCCAAUGCUAGGCCCUUCACCAUCAAGAAAACUGAAAAAUGGAGUUGGCACUUCCCUCCAUAGAAAUGGAAGGCAACCAGCUCCUGCUGAAGGGAAACGCAAAACUGGGAACAGAAAAUAACAUGGUUAUGAAGUUAAAGCCACGUCAAUUGAGUGAUUUUUGAUUAUUUUUUAUUCUUUGAAGUCUUCUCUUGUGAAUUUGUUAGAGAAAGAUGUGUUAAAUAUACUGUCAAUUUUUUCAUUGUAAUUUUUGUGGUAUAGAUAAAAUUCAGCAAUAAUUCCAGUUGCUUCUCACUGUCCACGGAAGAGCUUCCUGCCUGCUUGGUUUUUUUUGUGACGGGCUUUUUGUAUAAAGACUUUGUAUUUUCCAUUAUUCUUCAAUGUCAAGAGACUGUAAUCUUU
This is a messenger RNA of Rubroshorea leprosula, 3468 nucleotides long. The record is from the annotation of a GenBank genome assembly. Lineage: Eukaryota; Viridiplantae; Streptophyta; Magnoliopsida; Malvales; Dipterocarpaceae.